AUGGCUGCCUUCCCGGCCUAUUUGGCUCUUUUGUCUUACUUGGUCCCGGGGGCUCUGUCCCACCCCGAGGCGAAGACUCUGACAUCAAGAGCCUCUACAGAAGCUUACUCCCCUCCGUAUUACCCGGCUCCGAACGGAGGAUGGAUAUCCGAAUGGGCCAGUGCCUACGAGAAGGCACACCGUGUCGUAAGUAACAUGACGUUGGCCGAGAAGGUGAAUCUCACAAGUGGCACGGGUAUCUAUAUGGGACCUUGUGCCGGUCAGACUGGCAGUGUUCCCCGGUUUGGGAUCCCCAACCUGUGCCUUCAUGAUUCUCCCCUCGGAGUCCGCAAUUCGGAUCAUAAUACGGCAUUCCCGGCCGGCAUCACGGUUGGGGCCACAUUUGACAAGGACCUGAUGUACGAGCGCGGAGUCGGCCUGGGCGAAGAGGCGCGUGGAAAGGGUAUCAACGUUCUUUUAGGGCCGUCCGUGGGCCCUAUUGGGCGGAAGCCACGGGGAGGCCGCAAUUGGGAGGGUUUCGGAGCGGACCCCAGUUUACAGGCCUUUGGUGGCUCGUUGACCAUCAAAGGAAUGCAAAGUACGGGUGCUAUUGCUUCGCUCAAGCAUCUUAUCGGAAACGAACAGGAGCAGCAUCGGAUGAGCAGUGUUAUCACUCAGGGCUAUUCGUCAAAUAUCGAUGACAGGACUUUGCAUGAGCUGUAUCUGUGGCCAUUCGCUGAAAGUGUAAGAGCCGGUGCUGGUUCGGUCAUGAUUGCGUAUAACGAUGUGAACAGGUCCGCCUGCAGCCAGAAUAGCAAGCUCAUCAAUGGAAUCCUCAAGGACGAGCUGGGCUUCCAGGGCUUUGUCGUGACCGACUGGUUGGCUCAUAUUGGCGGAGUUUCGUCAGCGUUGGCUGGUCUGGACAUGAGCAUGCCGGGUGAUGGAGCUAUCCCACUCUUGGGCACGAGUUACUGGUCGUGGGAGCUGUCGCGCUCUGUGCUCAAUGGGUCGGUCCCGGUCGAGCGUCUCAAUGACAUGGUCACGCGAAUCGUCGCAACAUGGUACAAAAUGGGGCAGGACAAAGACUAUCCGCUACCAAACUUCUCCUCAAACACCGAGGAUGAGACUGGGCCGUUGUAUCCUGGCGCCUUAUUUUCCCCAAGUGGCAUUGUCAACCAAUACGUCAAUGUCCAAGGCAACCAUAAUGUCACGGCCCGGGCAAUCGCUAGAGACGCAAUCACGUUGCUAAAGAAUAACGAGAAUGUCCUGCCUCUGAAACGGAAUGACACCUUAAAGAUCUUUGGCACCGAUGCCGGGACCAAUUCGGACGGGAUCAACUCUUGCACGGACAAAGGCUGCAACAAAGGCGUAUUGACCAUGGGUUGGGGAAGCGGAACAUCCAGACUCCCGUAUCUCAUCACGCCGCAAGAAGCGAUAGCGAAUAUCUCAUCCAAUGCCGAAUUCCACAUCACAGACACGUUUCCUUUGGGCGUCACUGCAGGCCCCGAUGACAUCGCGAUCGUCUUUAUCAAUUCGGACUCCGGCGAGAACUACAUCACCGUUGAUGGCAAUCCAGGAGACCGUACGCUGGCAGGGCUGCACGCAUGGCACAAUGGCGACAACCUGGUCAAAGCUGCCGCAGAAAAGUUCUCAAACGUAGUGGUUGUUGUGCAUACCGUGGGACCCAUCCUGAUGGAAGAAUGGAUUGACCUCGACUCCGUUAAAGCGGUGCUCGUCGCUCACCUCCCAGGACAGGAGGCAGGCUGGUCACUCACCGAUAUCCUCUUUGGGGACUAUAGUCCUAGCGGCCAUCUGCCUUACACAAUCCCUCACAGUGAAUCAGACUACCCGGAGAGCGUCGGUCUAAUUGCUCAGCCAUUCGGCCAAAUUCAAGACGACUACACCGAGGGCCUCUACAUCGAUUACCGACACUUCCUGAAGGCAAAUAUCACCCCCCGAUACCCAUUCGGGCACGGUCUCUCCUACACCACGUUCAACUUUACCGAACCCAACCUAUCCAUCAUCAAAGCCCUAGACACAGCCUACCCCGCCGCGCGACCCCCCAAAGGCUCCACACCCACAUACCCCACCGCCAAACCCGACGCAUCAGAAGUCGCCUGGCCCAAGAACUUCAACCGCAUCUGGCGCUACCUCUACCCCUACCUCGACAACCCAGAAGGCGCAGCCGCCAACUCCUCAAAGACGUACCCCUACCCCGACGGCUACACCACAGAACCCAAGCCCGCCCCUCGCGCCGGCGGAGCAGAAGGAGGCAACCCGGCCUUAUGGGACGUUACCUUUUCGGUCCAGGUCAAAGUGACGAACACAGGUUCUCGGGAUGGCCGUGCCGUUGCGCAGCUGUAUGUGGAAUUGCCCAGUAGUCUGGGGCUGGAUACGCCAUCUCGACAGCUGCGGCAGUUCGAGAAGACGAAGAUCUUGGCUGCGGGGGAGAGUGAGGUGCUUACGUUGGAUGUCACGCGCAAGGAUCUUAGUGUUUGGGAUGUUGUUGUUCAGGACUGGAAGGCGCCUGUGAAUGGAGAGGGAGUUAAGAUUUGGGUUGGGGAGAGCGUUGCGGAUUUGAGGGUUGGAUGUGUGGUUGGAGAGGGAUGUUCUACUUUGUAG
Molecule: messenger RNA, 2601 nt
Organism: Aspergillus oryzae RIB40
Lineage: Eukaryota; Fungi; Ascomycota; Eurotiomycetes; Eurotiales; Aspergillaceae
Product: beta-glucosidase
Exons: 3
Coding region: 1-2601 (866 amino acids)
Biological process (GO): glucan catabolic process
Molecular function (GO): beta-glucosidase activity
Source: RefSeq, a predicted model, not a curated record